AAUUAAUGCGAUGAUAAAAACGAAAGUAAAAAUAAAUAGGCCUGUUUUGGGUCGCACUUUCUGAACACCAUCUCGUAAACGAUUAGUUCCAUUUGCUUGUAAGACUGGCCUCAAGUGGUCUCCAAUGAUGAUCAACUGAUUUCUAAAAUAAAAACGACCUCAGAAUGUCACGGUUGGCUCGUCAGACCCGCCGAGUGGUUGUAACUGGUGCUGGUAUUGUCUCUUGCCUCGGAGUUGGAGUAGAGCAUGUGUGGUCAAAGCUUUUGGCAGGGAAAACUGGCAUCACAAACAUCCAAGAGAAAGGUUUUGAACAGAUUCCCAGUAAGGUUGCUGGACUGGUUCCACGAGGAAGUGAGCCCGGUCUCUUCCACCGUGACUUAGUUCCUCAAGUUGAUGACAGACCAGUCACGACAAUGACGCAGUUCUGUCUAGCGGCAGCUGAGGAAGCUCUGACAAUGGCUCAGUGGAAACCGGAGGGAGAGAGUGACAAAUUAAGGACAGGUGUCUGUAUUGGCACUGGCAUGUGUCCUCUAGAGGAAAUUGUUGAUGCUGGGCAAAUGCUCAGGGGAGAGAAGUACAGACGAAUGUCUCCAUGGUUCAUCCCACGCAUUUUGAUCAACAUGGCUGCCGGUCACGUCAAUUUGGUCUAUGGCUUCAAGGCUCUGAAUCAUGCUGUGUCCACUGCCUGCACCACUGGCCUGCAUGCUGUUGGUGAUGCGUCUCGUUUCAUCUCUCAUGGCGAUGCUGAUGUCAUCAUUGCUGGAGGCUGCGAAGCUUCGGUUACCCCCCUUGGUAUGGCUGGAUUUGCUCGUAUGCGUGCACUCAGCACAAAUUUCAACUCUACUCCGGAACAGUCGUCAAGACCUUUCGAUGCGGCAAGGGACGGUUUUGUUAUGUCUGAGGGGGCAGCUGUUUUAGUUCUGGAAGAGUUGGAACAUGCAAAAUCUAGAGGUGUGCCUAUCUUAGGAGAAGUCCUCGGGUAUGGGUUGUCAUGUGAUGCAAAUCAUGUGACCUCUCCAUGUGAAGAUGGUGACGGUGCUCGAAGAUGUAUGGAGGGUGCAAUGCGUGAUGCGGGACUAGAAAAAAAUCGAGUAGGGUACAUCAAUGCUCAUGCAACGUCAACACCUUUAGGAGAUGCAGCGGAAAGUAGAGCCAUUCUCGAUUGCUUUGGUGAAGCCCUCUCUGAAAAUAUUUUGGUCAGUUCAACUAAGGGAGCGACAGGUCACCUCCUUGGAGCAGCGGGCAGUGUUGAAGCCUUGUUCACCCUCUUGGCGUGUCGCAGUGGUCAGGUUCCACCGACAGCCAACUUGCUAGCUCCAUCUACCGGCUGCGAUCUGAACUAUGUUUGCGGAGAGAAAAGUGUAAAAUGGGACACUGGCUCUCUGCUGAGGGUGGCUAUCACAAAUUCUUUUGGAUUUGGUGGUACAAACGCUUCUGUGAUAUUUUCCGAGUAUCAGGAAUAGUUUUAAGUCUUGAUACAUGUUGUAGUUGUUUUGUCCAAAAAAUAGUGUACUGCUGUCAUCCUCUUUCAAGGUUAGGCUUGUUUGAAAUGGGCCCCAUCAUCAGUUCUAUGAAUCCCUUCCUCAGAGUGAUCUGUUUAAUGUCUAGCUGAGCAGUACAGUGGUUUUUGCUUAACAUUAACACCCUUGGGAAGCAGGCCUUGGCUGCUACAAUUCAGUUGCUGCUAACUGAAUUUUCUUUGGGGGGGCUGGGGGGUAUCAACUUUAAAGAUAAAGGGGGUUGUCUAUUUGAUUUUGCUCUUAUAGCAGGAUUACUGUUAAGUGGACACCACUGUACAGUAAUCCAAACUCAGUGAAGUCAAGCGUGCUCUAUUUGUACUUGUCAAUUCUGACAUCACUCUCAGUUUAAAUGAGAUUAAAGGAAAUGAUUGAAAUAAUUCAGUAAACUGUAUGUGAACCAUUUGAUAUAACUAUUUUAAGAGAAACGCUUGUCAAAAU
Molecule: messenger RNA, 1958 nt
Organism: Aplysia californica (California sea hare)
Lineage: Eukaryota; Metazoa; Mollusca; Gastropoda; Aplysiida; Aplysiidae
Product: 3-oxoacyl-[acyl-carrier-protein] synthase, mitochondrial
Exons: 5
Coding region: 165-1463 (432 amino acids)
Biological process (GO): fatty acid biosynthetic process
Molecular function (GO): 3-oxoacyl-[acyl-carrier-protein] synthase activity
Source: RefSeq, a predicted model, not a curated record